CAAUCCAAAGCCGAUCCGGCACAUUCGAAUUUCGAAUCUCGCAAAUAUUGUCGUAUUGUUUUGUCUUGCGCUUAGGAGCAUGGGAACCGACGACGUACGCUCGAAGCUAUGGAAUACCGCCAUAGAAAGGGCGAGUAAGGACCUCGAAGCUGUAGCGGCUGACCAAAGCUCAAUCGAAAGGACCGUGGCAAGCGUCGACGCCCUUGUGGCCCAGGUGUCGCACUCGGUGGAGUGCCUCUUUCCAACCAACGGAAAAGAAUCGCAUGUGGUUGUCGAAAAUGAAGAUAUCCGGAAGUAUCUCGCGCUUGAGCGAGAACUAAUCUCCACAGCACUUCCAGAUCCACCAGCGGUAAGCAAGAACGAACGGCCGGAAGCGCCGGCUACGACUAAUUCUCGGUGUAACGCUUCGCUGCUAGUGUACGACGCACUGAAAGCGGUAAACAGCGAGAAUCCACAACAAUUUUUAAAUGCAAGCAAAGACAGGUGCUGCGCAGAGCUGGUUAACGAGCUCAUCUGUAAGGGGAAAAAAAGGUUCCACUGCAAAACGUGGACGGUUUCCACCUCAAUACCUGCGGGUUCAGCGGAAAGUCUGGCUGGUCCUGGAGAACAGGAGAAGCUUCCAGCCGUCAUUGCAACCACUCUGGAAAAGCUGGUGACAGAGAACCUGCGCUCCAGGCUUGACGACAUUUUCCAGAACGUCAAACCUCGCGACAAUGUGGCAGAGGAAAAGACGAAAGUGUUGAAAGAAUUCGGCGACCUGGCCAAACAGAUGGCCAAGUCGUGUAGCCUCGACGUCAUGGAAGCGCAGUACAGCCGACAAGUCGGGGAGGCGACUGCACUGUACAACAGGAGAGUGGAGCUUCUGAGGCAGCUCACAGAUCAGCACGCGAGACUUCAACGUGUGAAAAGGACGCAGGAGCGACGCGGAGCCUCCAUCGAAGCAGUCUCGGAUCACAUCGCCGAAACGCGUAGAGUCCUCGAAUCAAGACUCGACGAAUGCUCAGACAUAAUGGACGCCACGCAAGACCUGCAGGUCAUGCCCUUGGACACACUUCCAUUCAAAUUCAAGAAGUUUGUAGCUGAACCCGGGUGCGCUGAGGACUUCGAUAAGCUUUGCAAAGAGCUUCGCGGUAAUCUGCCCGUCGAGAACCGGCGUCUGGAGGCUCUUCAGAACGACCAGCGUCAUUUGGAUGAGCUUGUGGCCGACUUCCAUCGGGAACUGUUAAGACAGUGUCAAGGCAGCAUCCCUGCCUGGUGCGCGGAUCAGAAGGCGGCGAUGAAGGGGAACCGCAACGAAGUCAUCGUGCGGGAACUCUUCAAGGAGUUCCACCGUAACCCUGAUAAGUUUGUAAAGCGCAUGCGCGCCUUCAAGACUCGAGGUGUCCCUGGUUUGCGGGGGGCUUCUGUGGGCUCGUAGUGCACGCGACGAACUUCGUUUGCACAAUAAAUUGUGUAACAAUUCUUUUUAA
This is a messenger RNA of Ixodes scapularis (black-legged tick), 1469 nucleotides long. RefSeq lists its product as uncharacterized. Bases 80 to 1417 code for a protein of 445 amino acids. The record is from RefSeq and is a predicted model, not a curated record. Lineage: Eukaryota; Metazoa; Arthropoda; Arachnida; Ixodida; Ixodidae. The transcript has a single exon.